Messenger RNA from Adineta ricciae, 843 nucleotides. Lineage: Eukaryota; Metazoa; Rotifera; Eurotatoria; Adinetida; Adinetidae. The record is from the annotation of a GenBank genome assembly.
AUGACAUACAAAGAAUUACUGCAUAUGCCAUUGGAUAAUGGUGUUAAUAUUGCUUACCGUCUUUCACAUCCGAUCGAUAAAUCGUUGGAAACCAUUGUUAUGCACCAUGCUUUCUUAAUGAAUUCUCGAUUUUACGAUCAACAAUUUAAGGAUACUCGAUAUGCAAACUAUAACCUGAUAUCAAUCGAUGCGCAUGGCCAUGGAGAAACAACAGGUCGUGGAGACAAAUUCACGUUUUGGGAUACUGCUUCGGAUUCCUUACAACUUCUUACCAAGCUUGGCGUAGAUCGGUUUUAUGCAAUGGGAACUACUCAAGGAGCUUCUAUUGCUCUUCGAAUGGCUCUACUCGAACCUCAAAGGGUCAAAGGAUUGAUUCUGCUGGCAACUACAGUCUAUGCUACGCCGGAACAAGCUAGAAUCAAUGCAGGCAAAGGUCGUGCCAAGUGGUGUGAAACAAAAAUUCCAUCCGAUGAGGCAAUAACAAUGAGAGCAGGAUCAUUUGGAGGUCCUACACGCAUUAACGAAAAGGUAUUUGAAAAACUCAAAGAAAUGUGGAUUCAACGACAUGCUGGUGCUGAAGGUUAUGAUCCAGCAUUGAAUUGUCUUCUCGAUCGUGAUGCAAUUGAUGAUCAACUGGACAAAAUUACAAUGCCAACCAUGGUUCUUCAUGGAUCCGAAGAUCGAAUUAUCACAACAGACGAAGUCAAUAUGUGGGUACCGAAACUGCCUAAUCUGUGGAAGUUUUUAGUUGUCGAGAGAGGUGUUCACCAUCUUCCAUUGACAGAACCGGGCAAUGAUGUCGCUGCCGACUUGAUCACUCAAUUUAUCAAAGAAACAUCAUAA